Thunnus maccoyii (southern bluefin tuna) is the source of this 1016-nucleotide messenger RNA. Its product is annotated as rho-related GTP-binding protein RhoA-C. The coding region runs from base 91 to 672 and encodes 193 amino acids. Gene Ontology annotation, biological process: stress fiber assembly; small GTPase-mediated signal transduction; cell migration. Gene Ontology annotation, cellular component: dendritic spine; cleavage furrow. The record is from RefSeq and is a predicted model, not a curated record. NCBI's taxonomy places the organism in Eukaryota, Metazoa, Chordata, Actinopteri, Scombriformes, Scombridae. Gene Ontology annotation, molecular function: GTPase activity; GTP binding. The transcript is spliced from 5 exons.
GCGCAAUCGUCGUGGCACUGUCGGGGGCGGGACUGUCAGGUCCGACAGGAAAACUAAAGAAAGGCGAGUAACGUUGUCUCAAAUAAAACGAUGGCUGCAAUCAGGAAGAAACUGGUGAUAGUUGGUGAUGGAGCCUGUGGGAAGACCUGCCUCCUCAUAGUGUUCAGCAAGGACCAGUUCCCUGAAGUUUAUGUGCCCACAGUCUUUGAAAACUAUGUAGCAGAUAUUGAGGUGGAUAGUAAACAGGUGGAGCUGGCUCUGUGGGACACAGCAGGUCAGGAGGACUACGAUCGACUGCGUCCUCUGUCUUAUCCAGACACUGAUGUCAUCCUCAUGUGUUUCUCCAUCGACAGUCCCGACAGUUUAGAGAACAUCCCUGAGAAGUGGACUCCUGAGGUCAAGCAUUUCUGUCCCAAUGUGCCCAUCAUUCUUGUGGGAAACAAGAAAGACCUGAGGAACGACGAGCACACACGCCGAGAGCUGGCGAAGAUGAAGCAGGAACCAGUAAAGUCCGACGAGGGGAGGGACAUGGCUAACCGCAUCAAUGCCUUUGGUUACUUGGAGUGCUCAGCGAAGACGAAGGACGGUGUGAGGGAGGUGUUUGAGAUGGCCACCAGGGCAGCGCUGCAGGCCAAGAGACGAGGAAAGAAGGGUGGCUGCCUUCUGCUAUAGAGCGUCAAGUCACACAGGAUUGGGAGGGAAGAGGGAACCAAACCAGGCCAAGAAAAGCAUCCCUCCUCUAUGUCUGUUUUGUCACCAGGGUGGGCCAAAUUAAACAGGGCUUGUAGAGAUGAGAGAGAAAAGUGAAACCAGGCCAAAGAAGAAAAGAGGAAGGUCAAAUGCAAUGGAAAAAGGGAGUGUAUACAUUUAAGGUUAUAGCUUUUAGCUUUCAAAUGAAAAUACUGUAAUCUCUGGUGAGGAUUUAUAACACCCAAACUUAAGAGAACAUGAUCUCUCAUGCAUAUUUCUCAAAGUGUGGCAGUUUAUGUAAGUAAUAUCUCCAGUACUCUGAAUGG